GUUUUAUAAAGACAGAUAGGCCCUCCUGGUGCUUAUCUAGCUUGAUUAGUUUUGCCUGCAGGGGGCAGACAUGCAGAAAUCGCUUCACUGAAAACUAAACGCUGUUUGGUUUCUUUUUAUUCACGUCUCUAAAAUAAACUCUGUUUGAGGAAUGAUGUAAACACAUUUAGACGCUGCUGUGUUAUACAAGGACGCAAUUAAAAUAGCCUACAGCGAUGCUGCCACUGAAGGAGAAGGAUAAAGCCAUCAUUCAGAAGCUGUUGUCAGCUGGUUGCUGUGCCCGCUGUGUCCUCAGAUUCUGCUGCGUGACCAUCCAGGCUGCUUAUCGACAAGCACAGCAUGAGACCCUUGAAGAACUUAAGGCUUUCAUUACGGAGAAGGAAAGCAACAUAGUUCAGGAUUCAACGUCCCAAACCUCUACUUAUGAGCAUAAUAAGUCCCAGGAUGCAGCACUGUCUGAAACUGUUGAAGACCCUCCCCGUAAAAGAGCUAAGCUGGUUCCCACCCAGACUGUCCAGUCAGAACCAGGCUCUGCUGCCGUGGUCACACUGAGGAAUGUGGAGUCACAUGUGUGUGUAGCUUGUUUGGGAAUCCUGCAGGAUUUAUGUGGCCCAGAUCAGGCAGUAAAGAUUGCUGAGACGGUGAAGGCCCAAAACUACGAGUUUGAUACCAUGGUCUUAUCUGUCUCUCUGCCGGCUCAGCUCUGUGUGCGAGAGCACUCCUGUUGGCUCCAUGUGAAGAAGGAAGUCAGAGAGAAGGGCUUAGUGCUUGACAAAGAUGAUGUCAUCCAGGUGAAGGAGGCCUUCAAGUGGGUCAUGCAGGGUCUGGUCACAAAAGAGCUUGGGAGCGUGGCUGUGGUUAGCAAGAGCCCGUUUGAGGUCGGUGUGGAGUUCACUCAUCCAGAGACGGAAUCUGACUGCCACUUUCUAGCCAAAUCCUGUCCCGACUGCUUCAAACCCACCAAGAACAAACAGUCGGUGUUCACUCGCAUGGCUGUGGUCAAAGCUCUGGAAAAGAUAUCUGAUGCUAGGUUUUUACAACAUUACCCUAGUCCACCAUUAGAGCCGAGCAGCAGCUGCACCCCUCGGGACAUCCAGUGUCUUCACAUGUCUGUCUUCAUAGCAGGGAGGUAUAACAAGUUCUGCCGCAGCCUGCCUCAGACUCCCUGGGUGAUCGACGGAGAGAGGAGGAUGGAGUCGUCUGUGGAGGAACUGAUCGCAGCACCGAUCCUGUCUGCCUUCAGAGCCGACGGAUUUAAUUUCUCCUCCUCGGGCAGAGAGGACGUGGAUGUCCGAACUCUUGGAAAUGGACGUCCAUUUGCCAUGGAGCUGCUGAAUCCACAUAGAUCCCGGUUCAGCAAAGUGGAGACGAAGCAGCUUCAGGAGACAAUAAACGAGUCCUCAGAUAAAGUCAGAGUGAGAGACCUGCAGAUUGUAACCAGAGAGGCCAUGAACCGAAUGAAGGUGGGAGAAGAAGAAAAGACAAAGACCUACACGGCACUCGUCUGGACUCAGAAGGCCAUCGAGAAAGAAGACAUCACCUUUAUCAAUGACAUCAAGGACCUGACUCUGGACCAGAAGACUCCUCUAAGGGUUCUGCACCGACGGACUUUGGCCAUCCGGCAGAGAGUCAUCCACAGCAUGAAUGCCCGCUACAAGGACUCGCAUCACUUCUACCUUGGUCUGAAAACACAGGCUGGAACCUACAUCAAGGAGUUCGUCCAUGGAGAUUUUGGCCGCACUAAACCAAACCUGUGUCAGCUGCUGAAGACUGAUGCGGACAUCCUGGAGCUGGAUGUGGAGUCUGUGGAUGUGGACUGGCCUCCACCCAUACCAGAGUGAAAGAUGCCCUCCCACUCCAAAACUGGCCUUAUCGUGUCCUCAGGGGGUGCAGCUUUGGGCAGACUGGUUCUGUGAAAGCGUGGUAUUGAACUGGCCCAUGUAACUGGUGCUGGGAGGCUGGAAAAUCUGGAAUUAGGAACGUGGCGUUCUCCUGGCAGGCUCUGUUCUGGGUCUGGAUCAGCUUUUGUUCGAGUGGACGUUGCAUGUAACUGUAUCUUCAGUUUCAUAACAUAUGUUUACCAGCCCUGUAAAGUUCUGUUGUGAUACAUUUAAAUUAGGUCAUUUUUGUAACUGGGGCUGUUUAAAGAUGUAUUAAAGGUUGACAUACUGGUCCAUCUAAGUCAGGCACUGUCAGACUGUCAAAAUGUGUUUCAUUACUUUUGCUUAAGCCAACUUGUUUUGUAGUUAUUCCUUUAUCAUUAAAGAGAGGUAUUUUAGUUGAUGUUGUAAAUAUGUCCAAAAAGCCUUAAAAUAAAUUUCUCUUUUAUGGUGCCAGCAUAA
Messenger RNA from Girardinichthys multiradiatus, 2342 nucleotides. RefSeq names its product pseudouridine synthase 10 (gene pus10). The coding region runs from base 216 to 1841 and encodes 541 amino acids. NCBI's taxonomy places the organism in Eukaryota, Metazoa, Chordata, Actinopteri, Cyprinodontiformes, Goodeidae. Gene Ontology annotation, biological process: tRNA pseudouridine synthesis. The transcript is spliced from 19 exons. The record is from RefSeq and is a predicted model, not a curated record. Gene Ontology annotation, molecular function: pseudouridine synthase activity; RNA binding.